GGUCCCGAAGAGCCCAAAGCGUUACUGAACCUGUGGUUGCACGAAGCCGCAAGAUGUUUCCGCGACCGAUUGAUCAAUGACCAAGACUCCGAUUGGUUCAACAAGAUGAUCGCAACGCGGCUGAAGGCUAAUGUUGAAGGUUUCGAAAUGGAUGCGGAUGACUUCAAGGAUCUAGUCUUUGGCGACUUCAUGGACCGCGUGGAGAAGAAGUACAUCCACAUUGCCGAUAACGAAAAAAUGCUAGAGGUCUUCCAUUAAGGGUUGGAAGUUGACCUAUCGCAUCUCUAUGCGCAUCUCUAUGCGCAUCUCUAUGCGCAUCUCUAUGCGCAUCUCUAUGCGCAUCUCUAUGCGCAUCUCUAUGCGCAUAGUUGGCAUCUCUAUAAUCAUCUAAGAGCAUAGAUCUAAGCGCAUAGAUCUAAGCGCAUAGAUCACUAAGAGCCUCUCUAUGGCUUCUUCUUCAAGUACGUAUAGGAAAGGGAUACUAGAUCCUAUGCGAGGGAGAGACGGGAACUCCACUUUGCCUCUAAUUUGGCGAAUAUUUGGAGGAGUACAACAUCACGUUCCCAACGCAGAUGAACUUAGUCUUCUUCAGCGAUUGCUGCAAGCAUUUGAGCAGAAUGUGUCGAGUGCUGCGGCAACCGCGCGGGAACGGUUUGCUGGUGGGCGUGAGCGGUGUGGGAAGGAAAAGCAUAGGCCGAUUGGCCUCGUUUAUGCAAGAAAUUGCGCCAUUCUCGAUCGAAAUCACGAAGUCCUACGAUUUGCCGCAAUUCAAUGACGACAUCAAAUUGAUGAUGUUCCAGGUGGCGAAGGGACAGCCGACGAUGUUCCUCUUCUCGGAUACGCAGAUUGUCAGGUAG
Amoebophrya sp. A25 is the source of this 857-nucleotide messenger RNA. NCBI's taxonomy places the organism in Eukaryota, Dinophyceae, Syndiniales, Amoebophryaceae. The record is from the annotation of a GenBank genome assembly.